Molecule: messenger RNA, 775 nt
Organism: Solanum tuberosum (potato)
Lineage: Eukaryota; Viridiplantae; Streptophyta; Magnoliopsida; Solanales; Solanaceae
Product: selenoprotein H-like
Exons: 1
Coding region: 61-516 (151 amino acids)
Cellular component (GO): Golgi apparatus
Source: RefSeq, a predicted model, not a curated record
UUCGUUUUUCUCAAAAAUCCCCAAAAUACAGCAAAAAAACAAACCCUAGAAAUCUCUCUAAUGGCACCAAAGAGAAAGGCAACUGUGGGAGAGCCAUUGUCGACACGUGUAACCCGUAGCCAAACCAGGAAUGGCAACUCGAAACCCGUUUCAGUUGACCCGGUUUCACCAAAACCAAAACGGGUCAAAAAGGGUACCGUUUCUGAGGCGAAAUCGAAAGUGAAGGCUCCAGUUGAUUCCGGGUCGAAGAAGAUUGUUGUUGUUGAGCACUGUACACAGUGCAGUCAGUUCAAGAUUCGGGCUGUGAAGGUGAAGGAGGAGCUGGAAAAAGGGGUACCCGGCUUGGAGGUUCGGGUCAACCCGGAAAAGCCGAGAAGGGGUUGUCUUGAAAUCCGGGUCGAUGGUGAAAAGGGGGAGAAGUUUGUUAGCCUUUUGGAUAUGAAGAGGCCAUUUGGACCUAUGAAGGCACUUAAUAUGGACAAGGUCAUUUCUGAAAUUAUUGAGAAAAUUAAGUGAUAAAUUUUAAUUUUAUUUUGCUUAAUGGGGAAAUUUGGUGGUUUUGUUAUGACAAUUUACUAAGUGUUUUUGGGGAUUUAGGAUUAUGUUUGGAUUAAGGGUAUGAUUUUGUGUUUUGUAUGGCUAAGUACUUGAUAUUUUCAAUCCAUUUGAGCCCUUUGAAAAAAUAUGGAAACAAAUUGUUGUAAAUUUUGCUUUUCUUUUCCCCUUGCAUUUUGCAACUAUGCUUAAAAUGAAAUGAUUACUGUGGUUGAAAUUU